CAACACUAAAUCAGAGUAUGAAUAAGCAUGUUCUAUUGAAAAAAGGGUUUUUGUUUUUUUGAAUUUGUAUAUUCUUUCAGAUUGUGUUGCAGGUGCCCAUAGGAAAGACUAUCAUCUGGAAUCAGACGAUGUUGAAGAUACCCAUUGGAAAGACGAUGAUCUGCAAUCAGAUUGGGUAAUAGUCAAUACUUUUGACGAGCAGAAAAACGAAUGGAGCGACAUAGAAGAAGAUAGUAAAAUAAAGGAUCAUAUAUUGAAAUUUGGUUCGAAUGGUAUUGGAAAUGUACUAAAAGCAAACUUAGAUGAAUGGAAGAAAAAGUUCGUUAAUAUAGCCGUAACUGGAGCAUCAGGCAAAGGUAAAUCAAGUUUUAUCAACGCAUUAAUAAGAAUGGACCCGAAGGAUCCAAAUGCUGCAAAGGUUGGUUCUAAAGAAACGACCAAGAAUCCAACCAAAUAUCGACACCCAAAACAUGAUAACCUUGUUCUCUGGGAUGUUCCCGGAGCUGGUACACUAUCUUUUCCACGUGAAAAUUACCUCGAAAAAAUUAAUGCGAAUCAAUAUGACUUCUUUAUUAUCGUUGUCACAGAAAGAUUCACAGAGAUUGAUUUCUGGUUGAUGGACGAAGUACAAAAGCUAAAGAAGCGUUAUUACAUGGUCAGAACCAAAACUGAUAUCGAAAUGGCAAGCCGACAACAUGACAGAGCCGGGCCUUUUGAUGAAAACGAAGCUUUCGAAGAACUUAAGACGGAGCUUCGUAGUGAAAUAGGUAUGCCAAGGAACCAAGAUCCCAACUUCCAUUUUUUUAUGAUAUCUAACCGUGAUACACGUAAAUACGAUUUUGAAAAGUUGGAAUUGCAGCUCGUGAAGGAUGUUCCUCAGGAAAAGAAAUCUUUGAUGGUGUUUAGUUUGGCUGGCAUGUCAGAAAAAGUCAUCGAAGAAAAGGCAAAUGCACUCAGAUCUAGAACAUGGAAAAUAGCUCUAUUGGCCGGAGCCGGAGCAGCCAUACCCAUUCCAUUUUUAUCAACGGGUAUCGACGCUGCAGUAAUCCUUGAAGAAGUACUUUUUUACAGAAGUCAACUCGCUCUCGAUGACGACUCACUGGGAAAACUGGCAAAGACGGUUGGUGUCAGUUUGGAUACGUUAAAAAAUAACGUUGGCUUUCAUAUGAAUGAAGAUUUGUCAAUAAGUGGUAUUGGAGCGUUCCUCGCGAAACAUAUGUUCUCUGGGGCAGGCAACCAAAUUGCUAAAUACACUUUACCAGUGAUUGGUUCAGUGAUCAGCUGCUAUACCACAAUCAGUACGACACAGUUCGUUCUCGAAGAAAUCUUAGACACGAUGGAAUAUGAUGCUCGGAAUGUCCUAUAUUUUGUUAAGACAUUAAAUUGAUCAUUCAGUAUACGCAUAUUCUCAGUAACAUUCUAGUAGACAGUAUACAUCGUUUGUCCUCAGCCUGUGAAUCAUGUAAUGAAGUUGCGUAACACUAUUAACUAUACGGAACCUGGGGUUACAUUUCAUUAGGUUUCUGUUUACACUGUGACGUAUUUUAUGCAAUGUUAAAAUGACCGUAAUUUGUGGUUAAAGAAAUAUUAGUAUUUCCUUAUUACAUAUUUUUCUAACUUGUCGUUUGCAGAAGGAGCAAACGAUAGAAAGAAUUUCGUAGUGCGCUGUAGUGCUUAUGAUCGUAAGUCAUGGAACAGUUAAUCUCGAAAUGGUGAUGUUAUGCUCAGAAACGGGAAAGUUUUUUUUUAAAUUAUCUAUUUAAUUAAAACAAGCGCAAAUACUGAGCUGGUUUACACAUAAAUUCAACAAGAUGUCUAUUUCAUUAUUUGUGCAACUGCGACGACUACCAUGAAGAUAUCCUGCCAGAAAAGUAUUUAUUAAUCAACAAUCAUCUGCUAAGACAGAAAAUUCCUAAGUAUUACAUCUUAUUCUUAUAUAACUAUAUUAGACAUAAAUCAAGUGACUUACAAGAUAUAUUUGUACGAAGCGUGGUAUUGCCUACUAGACCGUAAAGCAUGUCAGAUAAAUGAUUUAUGUUAUCCUCAUGUCAGAAAGGAGUAUAAAUGUAUAAAAGUUUAUACAUGAAUUCACUUCCAUUGUUUUCUAAUACUGGUAUUUUUGGUGAGUUUAUAAGAAUUGCAUUUCCUUCGUGAUAUCGUUGCCAGUGCCAAAUUACAGAAAUUGAAUAAAAUUUAUCCAGUCUACACUGCAUAAUUCAAAAACUUCAGUGAGCAUGUAACGAAUUGUACCCAUGUUUAUUUACAGCAGAAUUGUAAAUUCAUCCGGGAUAAACUUUCAAGAAGCAUCGAGAGAGGCAAAAUCGAGUUUCAAAUAAUCAAGGUUAUGAUCCUAGACAAUGUGAAACAAGGGCAAUUAUUAAAUGAUAUUUGGGAAUGUCGAGAUAUUAUGCGCUGAAGAAAUCUAAAACAGUAUCGUUGUUUUCAAUAAACAAUAAUGUUCUGAACACAUUUUGAACUUCAUUUAAAUAUUUACCUAUAGAAAAUACUGAUACACUUACGUGUAAAAAUAACCUUAUUGAUCUUAUAUGAAGGAAUGCAAAUUUGUCCUCAAGAAUGAAAGAAAAUUUUUAUCUGACAGGAAUUAUUUAACGUGUGCCCGCAAGUGCUUAAUAAGUAAGUGCAAUACAGGCACUAACAGUAGUUCAUUCAUUUAUUGCAUAAUAUUUCAAAUAUUUUUGUACAAUUAUCAUAAAAACCAUCAUUUGCAUCUCGAUUUCUUUUUUCAUAACAUGUAUUAAAUCUAAUUAGUCUUUUGAUUUAAGACAUUAAUGAAAGUUAUGAUAAAAUUAAAUGCUCUCACAGACAAUUUACUCUGGAAUUGUCUAUAUCUUUAUUCGUUGCAAUAGGCUUUUUAAAUAUGUAUCAUUUUUUAAAUUUAUUUUAAAAAAUGUAUAAAGUUACGUAUUAGAUUUAUAAUACAUUUAUUUUCAAAGAACUGUUUGAUUAUCUUGUUCUCAACCUGUAAAUAUUGUUUAAGAAAAAGGCAAGAUUGAUGUCAUGUUCAUUCUGACAGAAUUUUCAGAACUUCAUCACAACUGGCUAUGUCUAGCCUAAUUAUGAUAAAAGUAACAGUCAGCUUGUUUCCUUGUCACUGAAAACUCAAAAUGGUUAGGUUUACAUAUAAUAUUAAAGUGUACGUACGUUUUUAUUAUUAUAUUAUUAUCAUUAUUUUUUUUUAAACAGUUUUUCGAUAUCUUUUAACAAGAACGAUAGAGACUAUUAUUCUUCUCAACAUAACACACUGUUGUACGUCAUCUGUUCAAACGGACAUUUUUAUAUAUAAAAAGAAUUAAUAGUAUAUAAAUGACGUCAUAAACAGUAAAAUGACGGCAUCAUUGUAAGUCAUUUUCACAAACUUUGAACCGCUAUUUUAUUUAAAUAAUGGUUCGACAUUGAAAAUAAAUUCUGUCAGUAUUAUGUGUCGUUGGGCGAGAUCUUGCCGCCUUAUCUAAACAAUAACGUAACUAGUUUUUUCAUAGUUCUUAGAAAUGACGUGUAAAUGUUUUUACCCUACUUACAGCCUUAUUGAACCAAAUUUAGCCUGUUGAUGUCUGUUCUACAAGGUCACGAAUUAAUCACCGUAUAGAGGUCCUAGAAACAUACUUAACAACACUUGAAGAUAUAUCAGAUCCAAAUUUCAUAUACAUAAACAUGUACAGCUACUUCGUAUAGUUUAAUGUAAACAUAAAAUACACAGUGUAUAUGUAAUAACAAUACCUUGCAAUAGGAUUCAAAUAGUGCGCACUGUGUACAUGCAUAUAUAAACACGCAAUGAAUACAUAUAGAUUUUACCACUAAACAUCUGGCUGUUUUGUUAACAAUCAACUACAUACUACAUAACAUUUAGAUUAGAGUGUAGUUCUAUAUGCAAACUGGAUUUAAAUAUAUAGUCAAGCUAUUCGAUUUUGUUAUUUGUUGAAAUUAAUAUCUUAAGAUAAAAUAUUCUUUUGAAAGAUGGCCAUUGGCAAUCUUUAAAUUUCUGUUUUGCUAAAAAAAUAACUUACGUCAUUAUUAUCAUUGUAGAAAUAAAAAGGCGAGGACAUUUCGUCAUAAGAUAUUCAUUGUUCUCAUAGUAUUCUCUUUUAUAUGGUAUACAGUACCAAUUAUUUCAGCUCAUCUUAAACAAUGAAGGAAAUAAAAAUAAAGUAUCUUUAUAUCUGC
Molecule: messenger RNA, 4182 nt
Organism: Mercenaria mercenaria
Lineage: Eukaryota; Metazoa; Mollusca; Bivalvia; Venerida; Veneridae
Product: interferon-inducible GTPase 5-like
Exons: 4
Coding region: 389-1387 (332 amino acids)
Cellular component (GO): membrane
Molecular function (GO): GTP binding
Source: RefSeq, a predicted model, not a curated record